Planococcus citri (citrus mealybug) is the source of this 2076-nucleotide messenger RNA. RefSeq names its product ADP-ribosylation factor-like protein 8 (gene Arl8). The transcript is spliced from 5 exons. Gene Ontology annotation, molecular function: GTP binding; GTPase activity. Gene Ontology annotation, biological process: anterograde axonal transport; protein transport. Gene Ontology annotation, cellular component: lysosomal membrane. Lineage: Eukaryota; Metazoa; Arthropoda; Insecta; Hemiptera; Pseudococcidae. The record is from RefSeq and is a predicted model, not a curated record. The coding region runs from base 256 to 819 and encodes 187 amino acids.
AACAUUGUUAUCAAAAUACAUUUUAUUAUUGUGCGUCGAAUUCUGUACGAUUUUUAUUAAAAUUCAGUUCAAAUUAAUUGUAUAAUCUUGUUCCGUUAUGAUUUUACAAUCCACACAAUGAAUUAUUGAAAGUAACAAAAUGACAUUAUGUUGAAUUUGUACUUGGUUCCAGUGCUCAAGUUUUAUAUCUAACCCUCUCGUACAGCUUAUGCUUGUGUAGUCAAUCUUUAGCAAUUCUAAUCAAGUUUAUCAAUCAUGCUGGCCUUAAUUAACAGAAUUUUAGACUGGUUCAAAAGCCUCUUCUGGAAGGAAGAAAUGGAACUGACAUUGGUUGGUUUACAGAAUUCUGGCAAGACUACAUUUGUGAACGUAAUCGCAUCCGGUCAAUUCAAUCAAGAUACAAUCCCCACCGUUGGAUUCAAUAUGAGAAAAAUAACCAAAGGCAACGUUACUAUAAAAGUUUGGGAUAUAGGUGGACAGCCUCGAUUUCGAUCAAUGUGGGAAAGAUAUUGUCGUGGCGUUAAUGCAAUUGUGUACAUGGUAGAUGCAGCUGAUUUAGAUAAACUUGAAGGAUCAAGGAACGAGCUUCACAAUUUGAUCGAUAAACCUCAAUUGAUGGGUAUUCCUGUGCUGGUUUUAGGAAAUAAACGAGACUUACCGAAUGCUCUCGAUGAGAAGGAUCUUAUCGAUAGAAUGAACCUGAAUGCUAUUCAAGAUCGUGAGAUUUGUUGCUAUUCGAUAUCUUGUAAAGAAAAAGAAAAUAUUGAUAUAACUUUACAAUGGCUGAUCGCUCAUUCCAAAUCAAACGCAGUACGUUAAUAGUUUCUGAAAUUCAACGCUAGGAUGUUAAACACCAUUCUCGUAGGCCAUUCCGCUUUUUUUUCACAAUUAUGCCAAUUGGAUGAUACGAAUACAUCGGUUUGCAUUUGUAAAUUACAUGCGCACGUGUGAAUACUGCGUUCAGAGCACCUGCGCUAUGAACGAAUCGUAUCAUAUGGAUUUAUCAGUCGUAAAAUUUCUCUAAAAUUUUCACCACGUACUGAAAUUAGUGCCUAUUAUUGUGCACUUAUUCGGGAAAAAUUUUAGUCAAAUUUUCAUCCAUUUGUACUCGAGAAAGUAUUCAACACCUUUUAUUAUUGUAUUUAGAUACUACGUCGAGCGUUUCGUUGAGCACAGUUUCGUCUGUGUAAAUAUUCAUUUUUCCCCUCAACUAGUCUUUAUUUUGUUUUUCCUUUGAUUAUAAGUAUAUACCACUACUCCGAAAUAAUUUUUUGUCAAGUCCGAUGUGUUUGAUGUCAACAUGUCAAUUGCAGAAUUUCUAUUUAUUAAGUCAGAUGCUUACGAUGCGAUGUGUUGAUUUUCAUCAAUUAUUAAUCUGUUAUCAUAUAUACCUUAUUACAUACCUACGUGUGAACAGCAUAAAUAUUCGUUUAUAACCUAAUAAUAUUAUAAUAGAUAUGGAUCUGCGUUAGGGGAAAUCUUUUUUUUUUCAAUUUUACAAAGACUAGGCCUUAAAAUUUCGAUAUUCUUGUAUUACAGGAUGACAUUAUUUUAUAAUUUUGUAAUAUACUUUUUAAUAUUUUUCUCCUUAUAUUUUAUCAGCGCUAGGUAAUAACUAGUCGUUAUUAUUUUUUAAAUAUUCAAUUUCUUUAUAUUUUUCUUUUUAUGUUUUUUUUCUAUCUCGGUUUUUCUUUAUUUUUAUUUACUUUUUUCCUAACCCAAGGUGAACUUUUGUACAAACAUGAUGUUUCUGAUUUCCGUUGAAAAUUUUGUUUUUCGAAAACGACCAAUGUAUCGAGCAUUUUUUCAUGUUAAAGUUUCCCCAAUUCGUAUGCUUCUUUCGCCAUGUUAUUGUAAUUAGUUACCAGUAUUGUCGUCUCGGAAAUCAAGAACUAAACGGUACUGUUGAUUGAACGAUAAUAAUUUUACAAAAUAUAGAAUAAUAAUUAGUCGAAGGCAGCGAAUUGUGAAAUGCUUGGUGUAUUUACAUGUGUGCUUUUUGCAAUAUCGUGAUUUGUAUUUCGUUAUUUACCUAAGUACUAUAUGUAAAAUUUAAAUAUAUUAAUAUGACGUAUA